UCCGGAUUGUUGUCGGGGGAACAGGACUUCGGACCGCAGGGGUCCAGCUGUUUGGAUGUAGUCAAGGAUAACUACAAAGGCCCUUGCCUAGACACAGCAAGAGGGGGUACCCCAGUCCUGGGGUACCGACAAUAUCUUAUACAACUCAAAUUAUACUUUGAGGUUUCCACAAUCUUAAGUUUUAUAUACACUGAAAUAUAUUUGACAUAUUUUUUCUGUAUCUAUAGUUCACAAUAAAUGAAAUGUAGAAGUUUCACUUUUUUGAUUUGUUUUGCUAUAUUUAAAGAUUUAAAUGAGUUUUUAGAAUAAAAUAGAGAUUAUUUUCAAGGGUGGAUGAUUAUAUCACCUGCUCCUGCAGAUCAAUUUGUGAGUUAAUAUAAAAUAAUAUCAUACCUCAUAUUGUCAUACGUAACUGUGUGCUGUUGUGGAGUGGAGGGUACACUCGAGGAUUGAGGUAAGCAGUUCGAAUUCCGGUUUGCGCAAGUAUGCUAUUUUGUCAAAAAGUUAUACCAGGGGCUUGUGGUGGUAGCCGGUUGGUUGGUUUUUUGUUUCUCAUUUUUUUCAUUUUGUUGUUUUGAGUUUUUUUUUUAAUUUUUAAUUUUUUAGAAAUUGAUUUGUAGGGGCGGAUCAUGACCUACCCCUGCAAAUGGAUGUCUAAGGGCGGGCGCAUUACUCAUCCCUGCAAAUAGCAUUUCUAGCUGUGAGAAACAGGGACGGAUACCGCACCCGUCCCUUGAAAUAUGUUUUUACCCACCCUAAAAAUGUUUCUAUAGUUCUGUAUUCAGAUUGGAUACUCGGUUAGCCAGGCAAUCUUAGAUUGGUACCGGAUUAUGUUUCCACCCGGUACUAAUAUGGGAGGAUCCAUUAGUACCAGGUGGUAACACUACCCAGUACUAAAAUGUCCUUUUAGUAUCGGAUGGUGUUACCAUCUGGUACUAAAUACUCCAGACCCUUUGGUUCACUCCCAACAUUAGUAGUAGGUCUAGUCCAUACCGGUACUUUUGAGGUGGACCAAUGGCACCUUUUCCACUAGUCAGAUGCCUACAAUGCUAAAACCCUAGCCACCACAAAAUCCUAGUUGUAUUCACAGUCACCUGCAUAUGACGCCCGUGAAGUUCAAUUAUAUUGGCAGGCUCUGUAUUGUUAAUUUUUGGUGUAUGCAUAUUUCAUUUUGCAGAAGCCAAGCUCAAAAAAUUUCGCUCAAGGGUGGCAUUGACAGUUUCAACUGUUGCGGGCAUUCUCUUGGUCAUGGUUUGUGGUGUGUUUGCCAUCAAGAUCCAUAUGAGUAGAAAGUUUCAAUCAAUCAUUGGAGUGAACUCCAUUCAUGAAGAGAACAUUGAGGAACUACUAGAAAGCUAUGGUUCCUUAGCUCCAAAGAGAUAUAAAUAUUCACAACUAAAGGAAAUAACAAGAUGUUUUAGCGAAAAACUUGGAGAAGGUGGCUAUGGCAUAGUAUAUAAAGGUGUGUUACCAAGUGGCAUGUUUGUUGCGGUCAAGUUCCUCCACGACUUUACAAGAAACGGAGAAGAAUUUGUCAAUGAGGUUAUCAGCAUAAGAAGGACAUCUCACGUUAAUAUUGUUACCCUGGUUGGUUUUUGUUUGGAGGGAUCAAAACGAGCUCUUAUUUAUGAGUAUAUGCCUAAUGGGUCAUUGGACAAAUUCAUUUAUGAUGAGAAUUCAAAAGCAAGUCUUGGAUGGGAUAGGCUCUAUGAUAUAGCAAUAGGUAUUGCAAGAGGUCUAGAGUAUUUGCACCGUGGCUGCAAUACACGCAUCAUACAUUUUGAUAUUAAACCACAUAAUAUCCUUCUUGCUGAUGAUUUUGUCCCCAAGAUUGCUGAUUUUGGCUUGGCUAUGUUAUGCAAUCCAAAGGAGAGUUACCUAUCAAUGGCGGGCAUGCGAGGGACAAUAGGAUUCAUUGCCCCUGAAGUUUUUGCAAGGAGAUUUGGAGUAGUUUCUACUAAAUCAGAUGUCUACAGCUACGGAAUGAUGCUUCUUGAGAUGGUGGGAGGAAGGAAGGAUCUGAAAGCAAGUGUUGAUGAUUCUACAGAGAUAUAUUUCCCAGACUUGAUCUACAGCCAUUUGGCUGAAGUAGGAAGCUUGCACUCAUUUGAUAUGGCAGGAAAAACAGAAGAGAUGGCAAGGAAGAUGGCCUCGAUUGGCUUGUGGUGUAUACAAGUGUGUCCUAUUUCUCGCCCAACAAUGACCAAGGUUUUAGAGAUGUUCGACAAAAGCGCUGAUCAACUUGAGAUACCAUCAAAGCAACACUUCUAUUCUGCUAUAGAGGAGAACGCACCUGAGGUCUGAGGAGCCAACUUCAGCGCUAUAAAAGAGGAAGCCACGAAUCCACAACUCAACCAAAGAUCCUGACUAUAUUUAAUUUAUAAGUGCUCCCUUGUGCUGAUCCUCUCAGAGCGGUGCCAAACGUGCCAAAUAAACAAGAACUGUAAUAGAAUGAUUAGUCAAAAUAUGUAAAAAAAUGCAAAUACCAUAUUUAUGUAAAGAAAAUUUAUUGAUAGAUUGAAAUUUUGUGAUUUGGUAUGUGGAAAUUUCUUUGUCAGCUACA
Panicum virgatum (switchgrass) is the source of this 2563-nucleotide messenger RNA. Its product is annotated as LEAF RUST 10 DISEASE-RESISTANCE LOCUS RECEPTOR-LIKE PROTEIN KINASE-like 2.4. The transcript is spliced from 3 exons. The record is from RefSeq and is a predicted model, not a curated record. Bases 1249 to 2304 code for a protein of 351 amino acids. Gene Ontology annotation, biological process: protein phosphorylation. Gene Ontology annotation, molecular function: protein kinase activity; ATP binding. NCBI's taxonomy places the organism in Eukaryota, Viridiplantae, Streptophyta, Magnoliopsida, Poales, Poaceae.